AUGACGAUGAUUCUGAGCCACCUCAGCCUGCAGCUGAACGUCAUCAACGGGUGCUCCAUGAAAUCCCAGGGAUGGGCAAACCCCACAAUCGGUUGGAAGUUUCUCAUCUUCGUCCUCCUGCAGGUUGGAAUUGGCCUAAUACUCUUCCCCUACCUCCGAAGCUUCUCAAAGCCUCUGAAGGAGGAUGAGAACCCCUCAAAUCUCACCAUCUUGCUGUGGACCUGGCCCUACGGAAUACAUGUCCCCAUUGAAAACUGCACGGAGGUCCUCGGUGUCCCCAACUGUCAUUUCACAGCUGAUCGCAGGUGGUACCAGAGGGCAGAUGCGGUACUUGUGCACCAUCACGAUGUGUAUCUGGAUGCUAAAAAGCUCCCACAAGAUCCAAGGCCACCUUUCCAGCGCUGGAUCUGGUACAGUCCUGAGCCGCCCAGCAAGCAUCCUGUCCCAGCCUUCAUGGACAACCUGUUCAACCUCUCCAUGUCCUACCGAAGAGACUCCGAUAUCUUUGCCCCAUAUGGGUGGAUGGAAGUCUACACUGAGCCCCAGGAGGUCAUCAUCCCUCCCAAGUCCAAGCUGGUGGCUUGGGCAGUCAGCAACUGGAAGUCCGACUCUGUCCAGGUGCGGGUGAGAUACUACGAGGAGCUGAAGAAGUACCUCCCAGUGGACGUUUAUGGGCGCAGGCACUGGCCUCUCCCUCAAAACAAGCUCCUCUCCACUCUGUCCCAGUACAAAUUCUACCUGGCUUUCGAGAACUCGCAGCACGAGGACUACAUCACUGAGAAGGUCUGGCGGAACGCCUUCCUCUCCGGAGCGGUGCCAGUGGUCCUCGGGCCACCGCGGAAGAGCUAUGAGCGCUUCUUGCCUCCACACUCAUUCAUCCACGUUGGCGACUUCCCAACAGCGCAAGAGCUGGCCACGUUCCUCCGUGAGCUGGAUGCGGACGAGGAGCAGUAUCAGAGCUUCUUCCAGUGGCGAGCGUGGCUGAAGCCGGUGGAAUACAAAUCCUGGGGAUUCCAGUUCUGCAGAGCCUGCCGGGCCUUGCAAGGACAGCCAGCCACAUACCAGACUUUGCCGGAGCUGAGCAAGUGGUUUCGGUGAGGGGGCUGCCUGGGGAGGGACCCUCUUCCCAGAGGUGAGAGGGAUGUCCGGGCUGAG
This is a messenger RNA of Candoia aspera, 1155 nucleotides long. Its product is annotated as 3-galactosyl-N-acetylglucosaminide 4-alpha-L-fucosyltransferase FUT3-like. The transcript is spliced from 2 exons. The record is from RefSeq and is a predicted model, not a curated record. Gene Ontology annotation, cellular component: membrane. Gene Ontology annotation, molecular function: alpha-(1->3)-fucosyltransferase activity. The coding region runs from base 1 to 1098 and encodes 365 amino acids. NCBI's taxonomy places the organism in Eukaryota, Metazoa, Chordata, Lepidosauria, Squamata, Candoiidae.